AUGACUGCGCUGGCGGUGAAGGUGGAUUCUGUUCCAGGUCUGAACCCCGGGCAGCUGACCCUGAGCGACCCCGCCUGUGGUCCCACCUACAGCGACGAUCGCUUCGCCUACUUCCACUUCACUGUGAACUCCUGUGGCACCACCCGGAAGUUGCAUACUCUAAGGUUAAAGGUUUCCUGCUACUAUGUGGUCAACAUCACUCGCACAUUGGCCGUCCUGACCAGGCCGCGUGACAACAAGCUUUUUGCAGAGACUGGGACGGGUCAACUAAUGUUCAGAAUGAGACUCGUUCAGGAUGCCUCGUAUAACACGUUCCACCAGGAGGAGGACUAUCCAGUGGUGAGGUACCUGAGACGGCCUCUGCACUUUGAGGUGGAGCUGACCAGGUCCUCUGACCCCAAGGUAGCGCUGGUUCUUGACCACUGCUGGGCCACCCUCAACGAGGACCGCGACUCCCGAUCCCGGUGGAAUCUCAUCAUUAAUGGGUAACUUGUUGUUUUAGGGCCCAAACAAGUGUUAUGCCACAGGUGUGGUUCCUGAGUAAUUAGCAACCUAUCAUGCUUGGCAGGCCAUUUACUUUGGCUACCGUGGCUAUGCCCCCAUCCAUAGGUCAUGAGUGGUCACAAUGGUUUGAGCCAUGUGCAGUCUGUCACCAGAUCUCCACCCAAUUUAACACUUAUGGGAGAGUCUGGCGCGUACGAUCACAUGCUUGUUAUCACUGAGUGGUCCCUGCAGCGUACCAUUGGAACAUGUAAAUCUAGUUUAUAGAAUAUGGCAGCCAUGUUUGUCAAGUAAGAACUCCCUAAUCCCAGAAUGCCGUUCACUGCGCCCGUUUCCUGAGGUCUUAACUUAGUUUGGCCACUUCAGCAUGUGACAAAUCUUUGUACUUGUUACGGCGUACACAUGACAAGUAGUUUACAGUUAACUAAUCAAAAAGCCAAUACAACCGUAGCACGAAAGCUAAACAGAGUUGCAAGAUAUAGCUCAAUCCAUUUUGGGAGGUGAAGUCCUUGGGGGAAGGUAUUAUGGAGAGGAUGAUGCAGGAAAUAUUAAUAAGAUGAGGGAUUUAACAAUAAAUGGCAGGGCAGACAGUUUUUCUAAGCUAAAUACCCCUGGAAAGGGGGUCUGAUCUGGCAACCCUGAGGUACCAUAGUUUACACUCUGAUGCCGUGUUCAAAUCAACUAACGACUUCAG
Molecule: messenger RNA, 1195 nt
Organism: Oncorhynchus mykiss (rainbow trout)
Lineage: Eukaryota; Metazoa; Chordata; Actinopteri; Salmoniformes; Salmonidae
Product: zona pellucida sperm-binding protein 4-like
Source: RefSeq, a predicted model, not a curated record